AGUAUCAAUCCUUCUUUUGAAACUUAGAUAUAUACAGAUCGAGUUAAUUUGAGAAUCCCAAGAAAAUGGUGCAAUUCAACCUCGUAGCUUUAACUUUGUUGGUGUUGUUGUCAUGGUGGAGCUUUGGGUUUGAGGGUGCAGUAGGAGACCCUCAACUCUUUUUACUCAAAUGGGAGUGCAGCGUAGUCGCGGUAGACGACUUGUUCAACUUCAAUCAAAAUCUAAACGCAAGUUUGGCAGACCUGAGAGUGCAGGUGAGCAACCAAAGCAAACAAUUUGCCACGGUUCAAUCAACAAGUGGAGCAGACCCUGUCUAUACUAUGUUCCAGUGUAGGAACUACCUCUCCAACACUGACUGUGCCACUUGCUUCGCCGCUGCCGCUGCCAAAAUCCGCAGCUGCUCCACCGGAAAUGGUGCUCAUGUCGUUUAUGACGGCUGCAUCCUCAGGUACGAGAACAAUGAAUUCUUCGAUCAGAUUCCCACUACUAUAAGCAACACAAUUUGUGGAAAUCAGACUGCAGAUGAAAGCACUGGUUUUGGUGCAGUUGGACAGCAAGUGCUGAUGGAUCUACAAAUAGCAACACCCAAAAUUAGUGGCUACUUUGCAGCUACCAAGACACAAGUGGCUGGCGGUGCAAUCUAUGCCAUUGCACAAUGUGCUGAAACUCUCACACAAGACACUUGUUCGGAUUGUUUGUCAAUUGCACAGAGCGGCAUACAAGAUUGUCUUCCAAACACAGAUGGUAGGGGAGUCAAUCCUCCUGUGUGUUUUAUGAGAUACUCGGAGACACCCUUCUUUGCUGAUAACCAAACCAUUGAUAUCAGUCCCUUCUUAAAACAAGGAGGAGGAGGUUCAAUCAAGAAUUGGGUCUUUAUUGGUGGUGGUGUUGGAGGUGCACUACUUGUUGUGAUCCUUAUUUCAUUAUUUCGGUGGCAUAGAAGAUCCCAAAGUCCCAAGAGAGUUCCUAGAAGUACCAUGAUGGGAGCAACUGAGUUGAAAGGUCCAACCAAGUACAAGUAUACUGACUUGAAAGCUGCAACAAAAAAUUUUAGUGAGAAAAAUAAAGUAGGAGAAGGAGGCUUUGGCACUGUGUACAAGGUAAACUUGUGUUCUUACUCACAUUUCAAUUGCGAUUGUAAGAGUUUUUGUUUCCUUUUUACUGUAUACUAGUAAACUGAGAUCUCCAACAUAAGCUAAGAUCAAAGGUAAUAUUAUUAUUAUAAGCUAUACAUCUAAUGAUAAUUUUUAAUUCUGAUGCUAUUGAUCGAAUAGGGGACUAUGAACAAUGGGAAAGUUGUUGCAGUUAAAAAAUUAAAAUCAGGAAAUUCUAGCAAGAUAGAUGACGAAUUUGAAACUGAAGUAACACUUAUAAGUAAUGUUCAUCAUAGAAAUCUUCUUCGGCUUCUUGGUUGCUGCAGCAAAGGCCAAGAGAGAAUCCUUGUUUACGAAUACAUGGCGAACGCCAGCCUAGACAAAUUCUUAUUUGGUAACUGGUAACGUGAUUUGUAUAAGUUUUACUUUCUUAACCAUCAUCUUUUCUCCUUUGAUGUUUUAAGCAUCUAAACUUGGGAAACAGGAAAAAGAAAAGGUUCCCUCAACUGGAAACAAUGCUAUGAUAUAAUUUUGGGCACAGCAAGGGGAUUGACUUAUCUACAUGAGGAAUUUCAUGUGUCUAUCAUACACAGAGAUAUUAAGAGUAGCAAUAUCCUCUUGGAUGAACAACUUCAGCCAAAAAUUUCGGACUUUGGGUUGGCGAAACUCCUACCCGGGGACCAAUCUCAUCUUCGCACAAGAGUUGCAGGAACAAUGGGAUACACAGCACCUGAGUAUGUACUCCAUGGUCAAUUAUCAGCAAAGGUUGAUAUAUACAGCUAUGGAAUUGUAGUUUUAGAAAUCAUAAGUGGUCAAAAGAGUACUGAUAUGAAAGCUGUUGAUGAUGAUGGUGAUGAAGACUAUCUUCUUCGACGAGCAUGGAAGUUGUAUGAGAGAGGCAUGCUUUUGGAAUUAGUGGACCAAAGCUUAGACCCUAAUAACUAUGAUGCAGAAGAGGUGAAGAAAGUCAUAGGCAUUGCUUUGUUGUGCACUCAAGCAUCGGCUGCAAUGAGGCCAGCCAUGUCUGAAGUAGUAGUCCUACUCAGUAGCAAUGACUUACUUGAGCAUAUGAGACCUUUGAUGCCCAUCUUUAUUUGAAAUA
Glycine soja is the source of this 2196-nucleotide messenger RNA. RefSeq names its product cysteine-rich receptor-like protein kinase 42. The record is from RefSeq and is a predicted model, not a curated record. The coding region runs from base 66 to 1172 and encodes 368 amino acids. Gene Ontology annotation, cellular component: plasmodesma. The transcript has 6 exons. NCBI's taxonomy places the organism in Eukaryota, Viridiplantae, Streptophyta, Magnoliopsida, Fabales, Fabaceae.